Danio rerio (zebrafish) is the source of this 2801-nucleotide messenger RNA. It is a transcript of the gene sult4a1, whose product is annotated as sulfotransferase family 4A, member 1. NCBI's taxonomy places the organism in Eukaryota, Metazoa, Chordata, Actinopteri, Cypriniformes, Danionidae. The record is from RefSeq and is marked provisional. Gene Ontology annotation, molecular function: sulfotransferase activity.
CGGAUAUCAAAUGCGCGCUUUUCUCCACAAAUCUUUUUAAAAAGCGUUCCCUUCGAGCUUUUUGCGUGCUGUGAUCGUUCGAGAGGAUGGCGGAAAGCGAGGUGGACACGCCGAGCACUCCGAUUGAAUACGAGAGCAAAUACUUCGAGCAUCAUGGAGUUCGACUACCUCCCUUCUGCAGGGGCAAGAUGGACGAGAUCGCCAACUUUUCGUUAAGAAGUAGCGACAUAUGGAUCGUCACAUAUCCCAAAUCAGGUACGAGUUUGCUACAGGAGGUGGUGUAUCUGGUGAGUCAGGGGGCGGAUCCAGAUGAGAUCGGGCUCAUGAAUAUUGAUGAGCAGCUUCCAGUGCUGGAAUACCCACAGCCGGGAUUGGAGAUUAUCCAGGAACUGACAUCGCCUCGUCUGAUCAAAAGCCACCUGCCGUACCGUUUUCUGCCAUCAGCCAUGCACAAUGGAGAAGGCAAGGUGAUUUAUAUGGCGAGGAACCCUAAAGAUCUGGUGGUUUCCUACUACCAGUUUCACCGCUCUCUGAGAACCAUGAGCUACAGAGGAACCUUCCAGGAGUUCUGCAGGAGAUUCAUGAACGACAAACUGGGAUACGGCUCCUGGUUUGAGCAUGUUCAGGAAUUCUGGGAGCAUCGCAUGGACUCCAAUGUUCUCUUUUUGAAAUAUGAGGACAUGUACAAGGAUCUGGGCACUCUGGUGGAGCAGCUGGCUCGAUUUCUGGGCGUCUCGUGUGAUAAAGCCCAGCUGGAGAGCCUGGUGGAGAGCAGUAACCAACUCAUCGAGCAGUGCUGCAACUCUGAGGCCCUGUCCAUCUGCCGCGGUCGUGUCGGUCUGUGGAAGGACGUUUUCACCGUGUCUAUGAAUGAAAAGUUUGACGCCAUUUACCGCCAGAAGAUGGCAAAGUCUGACCUGACCUUUGACUUUAUCCUGUAAAGCAGCGACACUGGACCAACCAACCAACCAGUUCACCCACAUUGCUUAUUAAUGUCACCCGACGGACAUUUCCUUAUGCAGAUUUGAUCUUUCCAUCCCUGCCAUCUCUCGCUCAUCACUGCUCUUACAAUAGUAACUUCUUAAUACAGAUACGCAGGCUUUUUUUCCCUCUUGUGUGUAUUUGUAUGAACAGUGCAUCAGCAGUGCUAGUAAUGGUGAGCACAGUGCUUGUUGCGUUUGCACAUUGUACAGAGCUAUUCCAUAUCCCAAAGGCGCUAUUGAAAAAUGUAUUUAUUAAAAAUCAGAAAUGGAAAAAAAGAUAUAUCGACAAACUCAGAGAAUAUUUCGUCGUCUCAGGAGGAUUCUUGAAAUCAUUGGCUAUUAGAUUCACCAAAUAUGCAGUCAUCCAAUCACAGCUCAGCCGAGCCUCACGAUGAAUGCUGAUUGGCUCCUGGCCAAAUAUCUUCAAGUGUGUGUGGAAUGUCAUUUCGCUUUUUUCUUCUUAGUAGCUUUGAAUUAUAAACUAGAACAGCUAUUCACUGAAGCCCAAUUAUGUUUUAUUUUGUACAUUUAUUGAAUUAUCUAUUCAUAUUUAGAUUUGGAAACAUUUCUUUAGUCCAGUAUAAUGUAUAAAGGAUAUUUUGAGAACAUUUAGUUCAUUUCCUAUCAUGACCUGAUGCUUCAAAAGUGUUGCUAUGAGAAGUUCAUUUCAUUAUUAUGUCUUGGUCAAACACAUAAAAACGCAUAAGGUGAACUUAAAUACCAGCACUCAUAAUAACAUGACUUAUAACCUCACAUAUCCAACAAAUGGCUGCGGCUGCAUUCAGAAUGGGAUACUAGCAUACUAUAUAUUAUGUUGAAUUUAAUUCAGGUUAAUUUGUAAAGCACUUAUUACAAUACUUAUAGAUUCAAAGCAGCUUUUCAAAGGUGCAAAUUAAUGCAUUACAAUCAAAUUACGUUCAAGUUAAAAUUAUAUAUAGGUUAUUAUAUAAACCUAGUUAACCUGCAUUUUCAUAGUUGAAGUCAGAAUCAUCAUCAAAUACAUGUUUAAUAAAGAAACAGGCAGUUAAUUAAUGUCUAAAAGCAUUUUAGAGAUAAUGUUGUGUUUCCAGGUUGUUUGAUACAAAUAAACCAAUCUGGUUUAUUUUGUUUUCAGUUUUCUGCACAGAAAAAUUAAUUGAAUGUAUUUUGAAUACAUUGAAUAUAGAUACAUAUUCUCAAAUGUGCUGACUGCAAAAAUAACUUUGGUGGAAAAGCCAGUAGGAAAUUCAAUAUUUAGUGCAUUACACUGACAAAAGUGGAGUAAAAACUAUUUUCAUGUAGAAAUUUAGUAUAUAUCACAAUUAUUUGCAAAUGGAAAAGAAUACGCCAAAAUAAAAUGAUAUAAAAGACUGUAAUAGUAUUUUUUAAACAUACAUCAGUGAUCUUUAACAUCAAGAAAUAUUACACACUUCAAAAUGUACAUAUACUGUGCACAGUAAAGUAUACUACAAAGUAAUUAUAAACAAUUCCUUCAUCAUUUGUCCAUAUAUAAUAUUUACAGUACGCUGGUAUGCUAUUCUGAAUUCAGACAUCAGCUCGAAUCAGGAAGAGAACUUCUGUUUAAAUAGAAGAGAUGCUGUGAUGUCAUAAAGUCUUGAAGCCUCACGUCCAAUCAGGAGGCUGCGUCAUUACAGUCAUUCGGUUUAUUCCUCAACAAAUCUUCUCUUAUUCACAACUAUAUUAGCCUGAUUCCCUGAAUGUCUUCACUCAACAGCAAACUCGCAGGCUUGUACUAGUCUGUGCUGUCUUAAUGUAAAGCAUUGUUAUCUCUUCAGUUGUGCUUGCUGGUUUAUUAAUAAAGUGACAUCUUCAGGCCUU